Molecule: messenger RNA, 1946 nt
Organism: Phialemonium atrogriseum
Lineage: Eukaryota; Fungi; Ascomycota; Sordariomycetes; Cephalothecales; Cephalothecaceae
Exons: 3
Coding region: 304-1506 (400 amino acids)
Source: RefSeq, a predicted model, not a curated record
AAAGGCCAUUCCAUGAACCGUCCGCUUUCGAUUUCUGAAUUUCUCGGCUUCCUUUCAUUUCAAGACGGGGGCCUUUCUUAAAAUCUUGAUCAUUCAAUGCUUCUAUACUUCUGACGGGGUACCCUCAAAGAAUCACACUAAGAACCUUCACCUAGCAAACGGUCCUGUCAAACCCCAGCCCCACUUCCCCCUGCCGCCCUGAACUUCUGAAGCUUGCAAAGUUGCAAGAGAGCAAACCGUCUCUUCACUUGUAAACGUACAACUGUACUCAUCGGCCUUUGUUUAGCCACCAAACCUGCCAAGAUGGCCGUUCCCAAAUCCAAUAAUGCUCUCGAUGUGCUGCAACAGAUGUUUAAUGACGUGCUUGUGCAGACGGGGAAAGUGUUGAAGACAGGUGGCAAGGACUCUAAGGGCACUCUUGCGCAGGUCAACUCGACCGUCAGGAGCAGAAUCCCGUCUUCGACUGACACGUUCCAUGAUGCUCUGGACGACCUGGAAAGCGAAAUCGUCAGGGCAAAGUCUGUUCUGCUCCGAGAUCUGGAGCAGCUGAGGGCCAAGAGGACGCUCCCCGCCCCAGCGACUGAGCCAAAGGACGUGUCUGUCGCUCCCCCGGCUCCUAUGGUUGCGGACAUAGACUCUCCCAAGCUUAGUGCUGCUCCUGCUCCUGCUCCUGCACCUUCACCCGCAGCUACCGCGGCCACCACGGCUCCACCUCCCGGGGCCGGGUCGCUGAUGAAGACGGACAACAGGCCCGUUGCGCCAUUCCCUAACAUGGGCUUCGACUUCUCCGGGUCGCCUGAGACUCUGCUCGCCAUGAGCCCUCCCCCGGUGCCGGCCCCGGCCCCGGCAGCAGCCCCGGCCGCAGCAAAAGCGAGUCCGGCGAAGCCAUCGCCCAAACCCGCUGCCGCGCAAGCUGCUAUGACCGGAAGACCAUCCAGUGCUCCCCCCAAGAAGGAGUCCAGGGCGGUGCCUUACCAACCCCCUCAAUCCGCGGCUACGACCACCGCUCAGUCUCCGGUAUCGGCAGCGAUGGCGCCCACAUCGAUGUCGUUCACUGGUCCGUUGAGCCUCCCGCCAACAACCACCCCGGCUCCCGCCAGCGCGCUGGCCAUCCCCGAUCCAGAGAUGGCGUUCACCGACAUGGCAUUCUCACUGGUCCCGGCGGCGAACGAAUCCCUGAUGCAGCAACAACCCGAGAUGGACCUGGCAGACUUCGGCACCGCGGACCUGCCAGGCGACCUGCUUAAUCUGGACAGCUUCGGGGUCGGCGCCGAUGGAGCUGUUGCAGACAUGACCAUGGGCCCGACGGAGGGUGUCGCGAACGCAGGCGGUGACCAUGCGAACACCGACAGCCUCGACGCUGAGAUAGACACGCUCUUCAACGAGGAAAUGGAUUACAACCUCGGGGGGAUUGGCCUCGAUAAUAACAAUACCUUCGAUGAUCUGUACUUUGGUGGCAGUGGAGAUGACGCCGGGGAGUCGAACGAAACCUACUUUGACCUCUAAGUGCCGGGGGAAGAUUGGUAUAGUCUGUCAAAAGGCGGUUGACAUGGAUUUGCAUGGAGGCAGGAGUGACGUUUUAACGGUCUUCAUGAUAUAAGCCAUCCAUACUACUACUAUGAUUUAAAAUGAUAUAUGCUCGAACCAAGAAACGCCAACCUACGAGACCCACAGCACGCCUCCCUCAAGGGCCCUGCGUGACAUUCCACAUCCCCUUCAGCAUGCCCGGGAAGGCCGAGUUCCUCCAGCCCGCCCACGCGCCGUCGAGCAGGCCCCAGCCCUCGUCCUUGUCCACGACGCCGUCCCGGACGUAGUAGCUCCCCUGGAGCGCCCAGACGGCCCACUCGGCGUCGUUGUCGGCCAUGUACCCGACCAGGCAGUCGAGGUAGGCGCCGUCGCGCUCCGACAGCCCGUUGCCGGGCCCGCCGCUCAUGCCGACGCCGAAC